AUGGGUAAGAAAGCAAAGAGAAAAGCUGCCCAUAUCGUCAACAAAACCCUUACCGUCCUAGGAGCCGACCCAAUUCUCGAUCCCAUCGACAAAUCUUCUUCCAGCGGACCCCAGGAUGCAGUUCAACAGCUAGAGAAGUUUGACGAGGGUGUCGCUGUGACGACGGCGAUUGCGAUGCCUGAGAGAGAUACCCCCACGCAAAGCGACAGCAGUCUCAAGCGCGCUGCGCCCCACGAUGCCGGUGAUGAUGAUGGAGGAGAGUGGCAGGUUGUUUCUCGAGCUACCAAGAAGCUCAAGAAAAUCCCCAAGCCAGGCAAGAAUUAUCCUACGAUUGCCUUUUCGCCCAAUGCGCGACUUCAGUCCAAGAUCAAUAUCUCACAAUUACGAGACUUGGUGACGUAUAUCUUCGCUGACGGCCCUGGUCCUCAAUGGGUCGGCAUUACCCAUCGCCCUGCUUUCCGAAAGAUUGUGGCUAUCAUGAUACCCGGCAUUGAGGAGGCCAUGUUCAAACAUACAGUCGAUUUCGAUACAUACAACGAUGCCGCACAGGAGACAAACACUGUUGUUACAUCACCGGACGACUAUUAUCCCCGGGUACUGGCAAAAGAGCGCCUACCUGAGGCCCUGCAGCCUUUUGCGGACAUGUUCACGCAUCUAUGGCCCGUCAAGACUCCAGGAGACGACCGUCACGGGAAGAUGCAUUCGCCGUUGGCUGCUUUCCUCACAGCUCCCACCCCUAAAGAAAAGACAGGAACUAAAAAGGGCGUCAAGCCAGCAUCCGAGCCCCAGGGCUGGAAGAACGAGAGGACCUCCAUUACAGAGUUUCUUUGCUCUGUCGAAGAUUUGAGCGACAAUGGCUAUCUGGUUCACCCAGCAAUGCUAGAAGGAGUCGCCAAAGAUCAGUUUGUGGUCCCUCCAGGAUGGGUCAUCACGAACGUGGACAAACUUGAAGACGGAGAAGCCCCUGAAGAAAAGGUUCAAAAAGGUAGCAUUACCGCCGGGCGAGAGAUUCUUGCUCUGGACUGUGAGAUGUGCAUGACUGGAGAGAAUGAAUUCUCUUUAACGCGAAUUAGUAUAAUCGACUGGUUUGGCAACGUGGUACUCGAUGAGCUUGUCAAGCCUGACAAACCUAUCAUCGACUACGUCACCCAAUUUUCUGGCAUCACGGAGGAGAUGCUUGCACCCGUUACAACUACAUUACACGAUAUUCAGCAGAAACUCCUUGAGCUACUGACCCCUCGCACAAUCAUGAUAGGACACUCUCUGGAAUCAGACACCAAGGCUCUUCGCAUCUCGCACCCUUUCAUCAUCGACACAUCUAUCAUCUACCCUCACCCUCGCGGACCCCCUCUCAAAUCAUCCCUAAAAUACCUCGCCCAGAAGUAUCUAUCAAAAGAGAUCCAAAAAGGCGGCGCGAAUGGCCACGACAGCAUCGAAGACGCUAAGACCUGUCUCGAUCUUGUCAAGCAAAAGUGUGAAAAGGGCAAGUCAUGGGGUACUUCUGAUUCCCAUGGCGAGAAUCUGUUCCGUCGGUUGGCUCGGGCUGGAACUGCAUACAAGGCUCAAGGGGGCGAAGCGGGUGGCCUCGAGGUUGGCAAGACAAGUGCUGCUAUCGACUGGGGCGACCCUUCAAAGGGUGCGGGGGCCGGCGCAACGCACCAGCUCGGCUGUAAGAACGACGAGGAUGUAACCAACAACAUAAUUCGUGCUGUACAAGGAGACGCAGAUGGCCUCGAGAUCCGUGGCGGCGGCGUUGACUUUGUAUGGGCGAGAAUGCGAGAGCUCGAAGCCCUUCAAGGCUGGUGGAACCGCAACCGUGUUGAAAACACAAACAGCGACGGCGGUCCCCCUCAAGACUCCGAGGCCAUCCCCUCCGACAAGUCAGAACUCGAGCAGGCCCUUGCCCGCCUUUCUGAGCGUCUCACACGCAUCUACGCCUCCCUGCCGCCCUGCACCGCCUUCAUGUUGUACAGCGGCUCGGGCGACCCGCGCGAUAUGUCACGUCUGCAGAAAAUGCAGUCUCAGUGGCGCAAGGAGUACAACACACCCGGCAAGAACUGGAACGAGCUCAGUGUCAAGUGGACCGAUGUUGAGGAGCAAGCGCUCAAAGAGGCGGCACGUAAGGCUCGCUCGGGCAUUGGAUUUAUUGGCGUCAAAUAA
This is a messenger RNA of Fusarium sp. VM40, 2160 nucleotides long. The record is from the annotation of a GenBank genome assembly. NCBI's taxonomy places the organism in Eukaryota, Fungi, Ascomycota, Sordariomycetes, Hypocreales, Nectriaceae.